CAGGUGAUAAUUAUCAGGCCAGCCCGGGUGGCUGUUCGGCCUGGGUGCUGUCGUUGCAGUGCGAACAGCCACUCGGUCGUUGUGACGGAAAACGGGCUAAUGUUGUAGAAAAGUAACGCGAGCUAAUUAGCAUUCGGUGGCUAACGGUGCCAGCAGCAGCAGCAGCGGCGGCAGCGUGUUAAAGACCCUCCACAGCUCUCUGCUUCCAGUCAGAGGCUCUAACAAGACAACCCGAGAUGAUCACAACUUAAAGCCGCGAUACGACCACCGAUAACGGACGUUUUAUUACACUUUUCCAGCCUGGUUAUACCUGCAUUGUGCGGGAAUCUGCAAAACAUACCAGGCGUUUAUUAUUCAGCAGCUCAGCCAGGUAGGGCGGCUGCCUCUCAACGACAGUGGGGGCUCUCCCAUGACCCCCCCCUCCAUCCGAUGAACCCCCUCAACUACAUGAAACCCUCCCUGCCUCCCACGCCACAAAGCAGUGACGGCCCCUUCCUAAAUGACCCAGUCUCCUGGCAACCAGGCACCAAUCAGCACCCAGGAUCUCUCUCUGUAGUAACCACAGUGUGGGGCGUGACCAAUCCCACACACAGCCAGGUGUUCGCCACAGCCAUGGGUCCCGGUGAGAGCUCUGGUGGUCACAUGAUGCCCGGGGGCAGUCCCGGGAUGGGUCCCGGCAUGGGCUCUCAGUUCAUGGGGCAGCAGUCGUACGGGGACGCCGUCUCUAAAGGGUACGGACAGCCCGUGAUGUAUGGACGUCCCGGUGCUGGGUAUAACCCCGCCUCAGCGUACGGGGGAAGUUACCCUGGUAACAGCGGAGGUGCCGGUCUGGGCGUCCGUCCUCCCUCAGACUUCACGCAGGCUGCUGCCGCCGCCGUUGCCGCCGCCGCAGCCACUGCAACCGCCACUGCCACGGCGACUGUCGCAGCAAUCCAGGAGAAACAGAACCAGGAGCUGAGCUAUGGACAGAUGGGCGGAGCCUCCUCUUACAGCACCCAGUUCCUGUCUCACUCUGGGCCUCGGGGCCCCCCAGGGAUGGUCUCCUCCAGGACGGGACCCCCACCCUCCAGCGGGGGGAUGUAUCCCUCCCACCCUGCUCAGGGUCAGAAGAUGCCCCAGCAUGGAGGAGGGUACCCCGGAGGGCAUCAAGGACUCAAACGACCUUUUCACUCAGAGGGUUUUCCCGUGCAGCAGUACGGCUCUGGUGGGAUGUCCGGGUACCCUAACCAGCCCCUUCAGUACCCCGCAGGACCUCAGCAGCGCUGCCCCCCCUCCCCGUCUUACCCCUCCACCAGGAUGCCUCUCAUGGGGCAGUACGGCUCCGGAUCACAACACCCGGGACAGUUUCCUCCUGGAGCCGGACCGCCCAACCCUCCACAGUACUACAAGUCGGAGCCGUUUAACGGUCAGGGCGGUCUGCCGUCUGCAGGCGCCGGAGGAUACAAUGCCUUCACUCAGGCUGCAGUCAGCGGGGUGAGUCGUCCAGGUCGGGGGGGAGGAGUCAUGCCCGGGUAUCCGAGUUCACCGAUGGGAGGGAACCCGACGCCUCCGAUGACGCCCGGAACCUCCAUACCGCCCUACCUGUCCCCGGGUCAGGACACCAAACCCCCCUACCUCCCACCGGACACCAAACCCAGCAUCAUCUCCCAGCAGCCCCCUACAGGUAACCCGAGCGACGACCUGCGCCUGACGUUCCCGGUCCGAGACGGCGUGGUGUUGGAGCCGUUCAGACUGGAGCACAACCUCGCCGUCAGUAACCACGCCUUCCAGCUGAGAGACUCCGUCUACAAAACGCUAAUGCUGAGGCCGGACCUGGAGUUACAGUUUAAGUGUUACCACCAUGAAGACAGACAGAUGAACACUAACUGGCCCGCCUCUGUGCAAGCGACGCCCAGAAAUUACCCCGUGACCCCCGCGGGGGUCGAGACCCCGAGGUUGAGAAUCUCUGCUGUCAGCGUGAACGCCACUCCUCUGUGCAUCGAAAGAGGUGACAACAAAACGUCCCACAAGCCCCUCUACCUGAAGCAGGUGUGCCAACCAGGACGCAACACGGUGCAGAUCACAGUCACCGCCUGCUGCUGCUCUCACCUGUUUGUGCUGCAGCUGGUCCACCGGCCGUCUGUGCGCUCGGUGCUGCAGGGUUUGAUGAAGAAGAGACUCCUGCCGGCCGAGCACUGCAUCACCAAGAUAAAGAGAAACUUCAGCAGCGGCACGAUCCCCGGGACCCCCGGUCUGAACGGAGAGGACGGCGUGGAGCAGACGGCGAUCAAAGUUUCUCUAAAAUGUCCGAUCACGUUCAGACGAAUCCAGCUGCCAGCCAGAGGGCACGACUGCAGACACAUACAGUGUUUCGACCUCGAGUCGUAUCUGCAGCUCAACUGUGAACGAGGGACCUGGAGGUGUCCUGUGUGCAAUAAAACUGCUCUGCUAGAAGGUCUGGAGGUGGACCAGUACAUGCUGGGGAUUCUGGUCUACAUCCAGAACUCGGACUACGAGGAGAUCACCAUAGACCCGGUGUGCGGGUGGAGGCCGGUACCCGUCAAACCGGACCUGCACAUAAAGGAGGAGCCCGACGGGCCGGUGCUGAAGCGCUGCCGGACGGUCAGCCCGAGUCACAUGGUCCUGCCCAACGUGAUGGAGAUGAUCGCCGCUCUGGGCCCGGCGUCGUCGCCGUACCAGAGUCUGACAGCAGGGGGCCGGAACACGCCGGACUACAACAGACCAGGGAGUCAGGGGUUCUCCAGCCAAUCAGGAUUCACAGACUUCCCCAACACGCCCGGCACCCCGACUCUUGGAGAGUACGCCUCCUCGGGACCUCCUCAUCCUCCUCCGCUCCCCUAUCAGUCUGAGCAGACGUCUCACUCUGGAAGAAUCGAACACUCCCACAGCAUCCUCCAGCAGCACAGUUCAGGUGUUCACGGGAAUCAGAGUCUCGGUGACGCCGGCAGUCCGCUACCUCAGCGGAACACCAACUCCCAGAGUUCCCGGCUGCAGAGCGAAGGCUCCUUUGGCCUGGGAGGUCCGGGAGCACCUGGAGGAGAGGGAGCCGAUCAUAGUCUAGAUCUUCUUCCUGAGCUGACCAACCCGGACGAGCUGCUGUCGUACCUCGGCCCCCCCGACCUCCCCAACAACAGCAGUGAUGACCUGCUGUCUCUGUUCGAGAACAACUGAGCGCCUUCACGCGUCACUCCGCUCAUCUUCCAGCUCGAACCUCUCUGCUCCUGUCUGCUGUAGCCCCGCCUCCAUCGGUUAAAAAAACAGCACCGUGUGUGUGUGUGUGUGUGUGUGUGUGUGUGUGUGUGUGUGUGUGUGUGUGUGUGUGUGUGUGUGUGUGUGUGUGUGUGUGUGUGUGUGUGUGUGUGUGUGUGUGUGUGUGUGUGUGUGUGUGUGUGUGUGUGUGUGUGUGUGUGUGUGUGUGUGUGUGUGUGUGUGUGUGUGUGUGUGUGUGUGUGUGUGAGAGGGUGUGUGUGUGUGUGUGUGUGUGUGUGUGUGUGUGUGUGUGUGUGUGUGUGUGCAAGCGUUUCUGUGGGUGUCUUUGUCGCCCUGCUGUACUUGGACGUUGUUUCAGUGCAGAUUUCAGGAGCAGGAGGAAAAACAUGUGAACACUGUUUGUGAUGAAGAACUGAACAGAACACAGCACUGACUCUGCAGACCAGCAUCUUUAGCUAUAGCACAAAACCCACGGGCUGAAGGAUGUGAAAAUACAGGAGAUAAUUUAUACAUUUUAUGGGUAAAAGGAGAACACAAUGGAGGAGUUUCAGACGUUUGAAUACAGUGGUUCCCAAACUGUUUCUUUUUUCUAGGAGUAGCAGAGAGAACUCCCAUGAGUCCCUGCUAGCCUCAACUUCAUCUUUUGUUAUUGUAGUAUUGCUUGAGAGCCCCCUGGUAGCUGAAUCUACAUACUGUAUCUUAAAGCCUGGACGCUGGAAACAUUAUGCACGAGUGCAACUCACCGUACGUCUUCAAUCAGAGCUCGUUUGUUUCAUAUUCAGGUGUAGUUCACGUCCUCACUGAGGCAGCGAUCAGACCUGACCUGCCACAUCGGUUUGAAGUGUUGCAGCAGUCGUUGGCCUCGUUGUGUCUUCUGUUGUACCUCGGCUCAUUCAUCAACCGCUAAAAUUUACUUUCACAAACUUCUUGCAGCUUUUUUUUUUAAAACUCUCCGACCUCGAGGUGAACCUCCCAGUUUGGGCGCCACUGUAGAACACUUAGAGACGUGUGAUGUUGUAUUUUUCUUACUGUCAAUGACUCCCUGGAGGAAAAAGUUAAAACACAGUAUCGGAGUCUGUUCCAACUUUAUUCAUAAGAGAAACCUAUCUGGGUACUUUGCCCAGCCGAUGCAAGCGCCGCCCCUUCCUGGGUGAAAACAUCCCAUCUACCUGAAUGGAGGUAAAUGGAAAAGACGGGCUCUCAAGAGAUUUAAAAGCUUAAAAUCAGAAAACUUUUAUGUAUGACGAGGAGCUGAAACCCGACGAGCAGUGAUGUAAACAUGUAAAUGACUUUUCUGAACAGGCGGGCAUCAUGACAUUAUAAAAUAAACACACGUACAGGUUUACAGGAGUGUCUCUUCAGUCUCUCUCAAACUGUUCCAGAGGAGUCUGAACCCGACAUCCCACACCUGAUGUGUGAACAUCAUGCUACCUUAGCGGGAUCAGCACUUUUAAAUAGUAUUUCUUUGUAAUUGUUUCUAGCUGCUGCUGUCACAGAUAGGUCGCCCGCUCAGAAAUAGGCUAACACAAAUCAGAUGCUAUCAAAAAAGAAGCGUUAGCAUUCAGCCACCAUAUUACCAACAUUUUAGUAAGCUAACACUUACGUAAGCUAGGAAGUUAUUCCUUUCCAUUUAAAACGUUCAAAAGCUACCAUUAGCAUUCAGCCAUUUCAUAGCUAACAUUUACCAGAUCUUGGAAGCUAGCUAACAGUUAAGCUAACGUAAAUGUAAGCUAAGUAAUUCAUUCCUCUCCUGUGCUAUCAAAAAGCAAUGUUAGCAUUCAGCCACUUCUUAGCCUAUAUUUUAGUGAGCUAACACUUACAUAAGCUAGGAAUUUACUCCUUUCCAUUUGAAACUUUACAAAAAAUCGUCCAUUAAUAUUCAGCCAUUUCAUUGCAAACAUUUACGUUAUCUUGGAAACUAGCCUAGAAAUAAGCUAACACAAAAGUUUGCUAGGAAGUUAAUCCUCUCCUAGCUAGCAAAAGGUAACCAUUCAGCCCCUUUCGUCUUCUAAAAUUCACGUAGCAAUGAGGUGGCCUAAUGCUAACCAUAGCUGAGUAGCUACUCAAAUAUGGCGUGAUGCUCCUUUAGAUUUUCACUCACUCUUACAGCUGGUUAAUCUGAAAGCGGUAACAUGAUAAUAUUUUGUCCUGCUAACUUCAAAAUUAUUCCGAUUUAAAACCUCGGGCACAGAAGGAAAUUAGCUGUCGUAUUUAUGUUUGAGUUAUUAGAAACAUCUGGUUUAAGUCUUUCAUGGGAUUUGUUGGCAGUAAGAAAAUAUAUAAUAUCUUCUUUUCUGUAAGAUACAGGCAGUGAAAGGGGUCAAGUUUCUUUCUACUGAUUUUUACUGAAUACAAAAUAGAGAAAAGAUUAAAAUAAGACCUUCAAAAAAAAAAAGAAAAGCCCGGCCUGUGAAUGCGAUGCCCGGAUGUAACAUAGACUUUUUUUUUUUUUUUUUUACUCCGCUGAGGUUCAUUGUAUCUCUGACGUCCUUCGGCACUGUGAACAAUAUAAAAACUCCUCUCCGUUACGCUCGCCCUCUAUUGGGGGAUUUUUCAGCAUUCUGUAAAUGAGAUCUGUGUGUCGUGGCAUUUUUCUGCCAUUUGAGAGCUUUUAGUUUUUGUUUUUUUUGGAUCGUUUGAAAUGUAUAACCCAUCAUGACACAGGGUUUGUGUACUGUAUAAUUAGCUGUUUUCAUUAGAGAACGUGUGUGUAUCAAAUGAAUUGUUAACCAUGGUCAUUUUUAUUGUUAUUAGUUGGAUAAUGGAUCAUUGUUGGCACUGUAUACAUACAUGUAUGUUAGAAAUCUAUAAAGCAAAUUGUACAUCAGAAAACAGUCAGCUGAUAUUGACUAACACGGUUAAAGACGCAGAAAUUAUUCUUAAUACCACUUUUUAAAGCUGACCGUGUUUUCUACGAAGACUUGCUGUCUGACGUUUCCCGAGUGAAGGCAACGUGAUAAAAAUAAAAAACUAAUUGAGCUUCACAGAAAUCUUAUAUUUGGAAAUGAUGAACUAUUUAAGUGCAAAUUUGCUACAACAAAAAAGCAUUUUUUUUUUUUUAAAUGUGUAAACUAUUCCACAUAUUUUGUAACACAUUGUAAUUGCCAUUAUUUUCUAUUUAUUUUUUAAUCAUAAUCGUCAUUGUACUUACAGUUUCCUUGUCCCCGCCCUGGAUCUUCAAUUCAGAAUUAAAAAAUCACUUUAUUUGA
This is a messenger RNA of Labrus mixtus (cuckoo wrasse), 6419 nucleotides long. RefSeq names its product zinc finger, MIZ-type containing 2 (gene zmiz2). NCBI's taxonomy places the organism in Eukaryota, Metazoa, Chordata, Actinopteri, Labriformes, Labridae. The transcript is spliced from 22 exons. Gene Ontology annotation, molecular function: zinc ion binding; SUMO ligase activity. Gene Ontology annotation, biological process: regulation of transcription by RNA polymerase II; protein sumoylation. The record is from RefSeq and is a predicted model, not a curated record. Bases 430 to 3171 code for a protein of 913 amino acids.